This is a messenger RNA of Halichondria panicea, 856 nucleotides long. RefSeq lists its product as uncharacterized. Bases 99 to 755 code for a protein of 218 amino acids. Gene Ontology annotation, biological process: phospholipid biosynthetic process. Gene Ontology annotation, molecular function: phosphotransferase activity, for other substituted phosphate groups. Lineage: Eukaryota; Metazoa; Porifera; Demospongiae; Suberitida; Halichondriidae. Gene Ontology annotation, cellular component: membrane. The transcript is spliced from 7 exons. The record is from RefSeq and is a predicted model, not a curated record.
GUAAGCAAAGCAAAAAGACACAACUUCCAGGGAGGUGGCCGGCUGUAGGAUCUCUAGGAAACCAAAGAAGGCUCCAUACUCGAGGCAGUAGGGUCCAAAUGGCGUCUGUAUUCUGCUAUAUUCCAAACCUAAUAGGUUAUUUACGGCUUAUUUUGCUGCUUGUUGCUUGGAUUUUUUUCGACAAGAUUGUGGUAUUUCUUCCACUCUAUAUUGUAUCUGCCCUCCUCGAUUGUGUGGAUGGAAUAGUUGCCAGGCGACUGAAACAGACAUCGGAAUUUGGAGCUUGGCUGGAUGUGCUGAUAGACAACAUAGGAAGAUCCAUCAUCUGGGCCAGACUACCAUACUCCUGGGGUGUUUUUGUGUUAUGCGUUGAGUGGAGUGUGUUUGUGUGCACGCAUACAUCGGGUCACGCGUGGAAGAACAGUUUCGGCAGUGCCCCCUGGUGGGUCAAGUCAGUCAUGGAGAACGGGUUCUACUCGGUGAUGGGAUUGAUUACAAUCAGUGGUCUCCACGGUCUCCCUCCAUACCUCUAUUUCUACAACCACGUCCAAUUACACCCGGAGCUGUUCCCCCAAAUAUUCCAGACGCUGCAUCCUCUACUGGUACUACCUGUCGUGGCACUGGGAGCUGGUCGGCUACUCUGUAUGGCUGUAGAGGUUUGGUGUAUACGGGAGCAUGCCCUCCACCUGGCACACAGGGAGGUGGACAAUCAAGUCAACUCACUCACCAAAGAACUGGACAAAACUGACUCUUAACCGUUAAAUCAUUUUCAGUACAUUCUCAUCAUUCCGGCUUUAUCGCAUUUAUCAUGAAGUUUUGGAUGUCAAUAAAAAAAAUACGGAACUUAAUUAGAAUG